Papilio polytes (common Mormon) is the source of this 2814-nucleotide messenger RNA. RefSeq names its product transmembrane protein 62-like. The coding region runs from base 199 to 2151 and encodes 650 amino acids. The transcript has 5 exons. Gene Ontology annotation, molecular function: hydrolase activity. The record is from RefSeq and is a predicted model, not a curated record. NCBI's taxonomy places the organism in Eukaryota, Metazoa, Arthropoda, Insecta, Lepidoptera, Papilionidae.
AGCUGCUGUAAGUUUGUGAACCGUUUCUUGCAGAACAGAAUUCUUGUCUUUGUUGGACUAUAUAAAAUCAACUUUGAUAAUCGUACUUAAUUAUUUGGUUAUCUAUUCUAGUAUUAUGAAAGAUCUAAAAAGUUUUUCAAUUACUGUUAUUUAGAAAGAACAAGUGUGAUUGUGCAUAUUUUUUUCAGUUAAAACAAUAUGAUUUUUUCAAAGGCCGCAAUUUCUCUAUUAUGUGUGUUAUUAAUUAUAUCAAUAUUUAUGGCUAGCUUACUAAAUAUAAUAGCGACCGACCACAAUUUUUACACUGAAUACAAGGAUGAAGGAUUAAACUAUACAAAAUAUCUAAGUCAAAAAUAUAAGAAAAUAACUGAUAGCAAUAAAAACUUAAUAUGGUUCUUACAGAUUUCUGAUAUACACAUCAGUAUAUUCCGAGACCCAGGCAGAAUAUCUCAAUUCCAGCAGUUUUGUGAUAACACAGUAAAACAUAUAAAUCCCAACAUUGUCCUUGCAACAGGAGAUCUCACAGAUGCUAAAGCUAAAGAUAAUUUGGGCAGUUCCCAAGUUAAAAAAGAAUGGAUUUAUUAUUACAAUAUUAUACAAGAAUCUGGAGUUACGAGUAAUACUAUUUGGUUAGAUAUAAGAGGAAAUCAUGAUAAUUUCAACAUUAAAAAUAUUAAUGCUCAAGAGAAUUAUUUUAGAAACUACUCUGUGCAGGGUAAAACCUAUCCAAAAUCUUAUGUUCAUACUUUAAAUGAAAAUGGCGUAAAAGUGGCCUUUUUAGGCGUUGAUGCGUGCCCUGACCCCGGCAUACGAAGACCGUUUAAUUUUAUUGGGAUAUUAGACAAUCAAGAACAGCAACAUUUACAGAAAUUGAAACUAGAAGCAGAAAAAGCCGAUCAUGUGAUCUGGUUUGGCCACUAUCCUACGUCAUGUAUACUGUCCUUAGAGAGAGAUUCACAGAGACUGAAUCUCCGAAACCUUAUAGGCAACGCAAGAGGAUCACAAGUCUAUGUAUGUGGCCAUCUUCAUUCUAUGGGAGGAUUAGUACCACAAAUGUACACAAUUCAAAGGAAAGGAUUUCUUGAACUCGAAUUGGGCGAUUGGAAAGAUAAUAGAAUGUACCGCUUGGCGGCUAUAGACCACGGAAUUUUUUCAUUCGUCGAUCAAAAACAUAAUACGUGGCCAGUCGUUCUCGUGACUAAUCCGAAACACGCGCUAUAUUCGAUGCCCGGACGUGAGCCCCUGAAUUUAAUUCAAUAUUCAACGCACGUAAGAAUCCUGGCCUUUAGCGAUGUAAAUAUUGACAGUGUACAGAUAUCUUAUGAUAAAAUAAAUUGGUCUGAGUGCAAAUUGGCAAAAAGACCCUUAUAUGUUUGUCAAUGGCAACCUGAUAUGUUUAAAAAUGAUUUACAUUACUUGUACGUCAUGGCUGUGGAUGAAAUCGGUAGAAAAGCUUUUGUGGAUCAUCCAUUUUCUUUGGACGGAUCAAAUUUGCAAUUCAAAGUUGUUCCGAGAAUUUUGCUUAUGCUUGAUGCGGGUGGUGUGUUUCAGACACUAUUUGGAACUCUAUUAAUGGUUAAUAUAUUACCAUUAGUGAUACUGAGGUUUCAAAAGCGACCGCCGAAAUGUCGCCGAGGCAUCGCUAACAAGAUUCUUAGAAGGAUUUGGUUGUUGACGAAGAUAGAUAGAGUUUUCUAUCCUCUAGUUUUGUAUGUGCUGUACAUACCGUUUGGGCCGUGGAUCAUCGGAGAACUGAUCGAUGGGUACAUCGGUGUUGUAUUUGCGUGGGGUAUCAUAAUAAAGGGGUCAUAUUUACCAGAACCGUUUACAUAUAUGUACGGUAGUGUGCAGUUGAUGUUUGUUCAUAUACCCCUUGUUUUUGUAUUAGCGUAUUGCCUUGAGAUGAGAUUAUUUGGGCAAAAUCUAAGAGGUUUUAAGAGACUUUUGAAGAAUUUACCAUUUAUAUUUUUGUUGUCAAUACAAUUGUUGUUGGCGUAUUUCUACUGGCUUGAAUAUGGCACUCUGGCAUUUAUAUUUGGACCCCUGAGGACAUGGAGUGUAUUCCUAAACAUACUUCUAUGGUAUAAAACGUUAACCUUACCUCCAGACUAUUGCAGGUCGUUGUUAAAAUUAGAAGACAUGCCGUCGUAAUGUUUGUAUGAAAUAUACUGACUACCAAUCAAAGAGCUUGCUGUGCACGCUUACAUACGAUGAACAUAUUUUAUAUUAUGUAUGAUUAUUUUUAUAUUCACAGGUAAUGCUUUUUGAAUCAAAUACUGUAGCUACACAAAUAACUGAAUCAAUUAUAUACGAGGCUAUAAGUUUGUCAUACAUAUUGAAACAUAGACAAUGUUAGGUAACAUUAAUACCAUGGGUUUCUAUUGACGAAACAAACAAAAACUUGUCUAUGAAAUCUAUGGUAUAGUUGAGUAUUGACAAUACCAAAGAAUAAAUUCGUUUCAAAAUAUGACAGUAUUACUAUAAUAAUUUAUAUUUUAUACUAAUAAUUAGUUCUGUUACGAGACAAAUAUAAAAUAUAUUUUGAGAAUUCAAACCAAAAGGUAACACCGAAGCUGUACUAGCGUUUUGAGUUAGAUUUUUACGGCGCCCUUUGUUAUGACUAAGAGCGUUAUGUGAGAGUAAUUCGCAGACUUGUGGUGUCUGUCAACCGCCCUGGGCGGCCGCUCAAACGCCCUUCCCUAACUUUAGAUCGCUAAAAUAAUCCUAAUUACUACUAGUAUUGUAUUGUAUAUUUUAAUUUUAUGUUUCUUUUAUUGUUUAUUUACAACAAAUUUCUAUAGGACGUGCUGUUAU